Molecule: messenger RNA, 845 nt
Organism: Carica papaya (papaya)
Lineage: Eukaryota; Viridiplantae; Streptophyta; Magnoliopsida; Brassicales; Caricaceae
Product: expansin-A16-like
Biological process (GO): plant-type cell wall organization
Cellular component (GO): extracellular region
Source: RefSeq, a predicted model, not a curated record
AUGGUUUCAACUUUGAGAUUCUUUCAUGCAAUAGUACAUCUCAUCUUGUUUCUUGUGCUGCCUCAAUGCCAUGCAUCUCACAGGCAUAGUAAGAAACCUGGUUCCUGGAAGCAGGCUCAUGCCACCUUCUAUGAAGGUGAUACAGAAACGUAUGGUGGUGCCUGUGGAUACAAAGAUGUUGUCCAACUAGGGUACGGAUUGGACACAGUGGCAGUGAGCAAUGUUUUAUUCGAGGAAGGGAAAGGCUGCGGUGGUUGCUAUGAGAUCCAAUGCAUAAACAGUCAACAAUGGUGUAAACCAGGCCAACCAUCUAUCUUUGUUACAGUAACAGAUAAUUGUCCUCCAAGUUACCAAAGCGAUGGAUGGUGUAAUCCUCCAAGACAACAUUUUGAUCUUGCCAAGCCUGCUUACCUCAAAAUUGCUGAAUACAAGGCUGGCAUAGUUCCUGUUCAAUACCGAAGAGUUCCAUGCAAUAAGCAAGGUGGUAUCAAGUUCACCAUUAAUGGCCACCAGUACUGGAACGAAGUUUCAGUGUGGAACGUCGCCGGAUCUGGCGAUGUCAAGAGUGUGCAGGUAAAAGGUGACGGGAAGCUUCGAUGGACGCCGUUGACACGAUCAUGGGGUCACAGAUGGACGACCGGCGCCAACCUCACCGGCCAAGCUCUUACCUUCCGGGUUCAGGGAAGUGACGGCAGAUUUUCAACUUCGUGGCGUGUUACCCCUAAGAACUGGCAGUUUGGUCAGACUUUUCAAGGCAAGAAUUUUCGCAAGUGAUCAUCUUUUCUUUCUUCUUUCUGAUCUGCAUCUUUAGCCUUGUCUGUGAUUAAUGAUUGGUAGCCGUUGAC